AGAAAGAGAAAUUAAAGCAUAUAUAACAUGUUAAUUCGUUGAUCAAGAAAAAAAUAAAGAAAAAUAAUGCAACAGUAAGUAAAAAGAAGGAACAAUACUUAGUGGAGAUGUUUGAGUUUGUAAGAAACUUAGCUCAUCAGCAUGAGCAGGUGGUGCCAAUCUCAGUGUUUGUGGCAAUUCUCUGCCUAUGUUUAGUUAUAGGACAUUUGCUUGAAGAGAACCGAUGGGUCAAUGAAUCAAUCACUGCAAUCUUAAUUGGAGGCAUGGCAGGAACAGUAAUCUUGUUCUUGAACAAAGGAAAAAGCUCUCACAUCCUAAGGUUCAGUGAAGAGUUGUUCUUCAUUUAUCUCCUCCCGCCUAUUAUAUUCAAUGCAGGAUUUCAGGUGAAGAAGAAACAGUUUUUUCAGAACUUCAUAACCAUCAUGCUGUUUGGAGUAAUCGGGGUUUUUAUCUCUACCUCGAUUAUUACAGCCGGCAGUUGGUGGCUGUUUCCCAAGCUAGGAUUUUUUGGUUUGACUGCACGAGAAUAUCUCGCUGUAGGAACUAUUUUCUCAUCAACAGAUACAGUUUGUACAUUGCAGGUCCUUCGCCAAGAUGAAAAUCCUUUAUUAUACAGCCUAGUGUUUGGAGAAGGAGUAGUGAAUGAUGCAACAUCAGUAGUUCUCUUCAACGCAAUUCAAAAGAUCGAUGUUUCGAGAAUUAACAGCCGAACAUCUCUCCAGUUGAUUGGUGAUUUCAUUUACCUGUUCUCGACAAGUACUGCUCUUGGAGUUACUUUCGGACUUGUAACAGCGUAUUCUCUUAAAACCUUAUACUUUGGAAGACAUUCAACUGUUCGUGAACUUGCUAUUAUGGUUUUAAUGGCAUAUCUGUCUUACAUGUUAGCUGAGCUGUUAGACCUUAGUGGGAUUCUCACUGUUUUCUUCUGCGGAAUUCUGAUGUCACACUAUGCAUGGUACAAUGUGACCGAAAGUUCAAGAAUCACGACAAGGCAUAUAUUUGCAAUGAUGUCAUUUGUUGCAGAAACCUUCAUUUUUCUCUAUGUAGGAAUGGAUGCUCUUGACAUGGAGAAAUGGAAGAUGACUCGACUAAGUGUUGGGACUUUAAUGGCCAGCUUUGGAACCUUAGUUUUUCUAAUAUUGGUCGGACGUGCUGCAUUUGUGUUCCCUCUCUCUGCUUUCUCCAAUUAUUUGAACAAGCAUCCCGAUAGAUCAAAACCAUUAACUUUUAGACACCAGGUGGUUAUAUGGUGGGCUGGGCUAAUGCGAGGGGCAGUAUCCAUUGCUUUGGCUUUUAAACAGUUCACAUUUUCUGGUGUGACAUGGGAUCCGGUCAAUGCAGCAAUGAUAACAAACACUAUAAUCGUUGUUCUGUUUACUACACUGGUAUUCGGUUUCCUAACAAAGCCCCUUAUACUCUGCCUGCUUCCGCAGCAUGUAACUGACACAAGUGAUGAGGGUCAGGGAUCGAAAUCCCCAAAGGAGGACAUGACCCUACCUUUGCUAUCCUUUGAGGCAUCUGCCUCGACCAAUAUCCUUCGAGCAAAGGAUAGUUUGAGUAUGUUGAUCGAAAGGCCUGUGUACACCGUACAUUUCUACUGGAGAAAGUUCGAUGACAGGUAUAUGAGACCGAUAUUUGGAGGCCCUAUUAGCAGUCCGCCCGAAUGUUAGAUAGCCAACCAUCGUUAUAGGCAGUGGUAAGUUCAGACUGAAACUGGCAUGACAUAAUCAAUUGAUGGCAGUAAGUUUUCCCUUUUUCCCAAGGGCUGCUUGGGUUUUAAUGUUAGCAAAUGGCAGAUCAAGAUAGUACUACGCUCGAGGAAUAGAAUGAGUCUGGUUUGGACUUUUUGGACUUCUAUGUUUGUGUUAAAAACAGUCAUGAACAUACUCUAAAAUAGAUUGCCUUAGAAGGGAAGCUAUUAGUGAAAAAUAUGAAAAUUGAAGUAAAUGCAACAAGAAGAAAGAUGGUAAAAUAUAGCAACAGUUGCAAUACAGUUUCAAUGCAAUUUAACCCAGUUUUUAUCUUAA
Molecule: messenger RNA, 2027 nt
Organism: Gossypium raimondii (Peruvian cotton)
Lineage: Eukaryota; Viridiplantae; Streptophyta; Magnoliopsida; Malvales; Malvaceae
Product: sodium/hydrogen exchanger 4
Exons: 14
Coding region: 108-1670 (520 amino acids)
Biological process (GO): regulation of pH; sodium ion transport; proton transmembrane transport
Cellular component (GO): membrane
Molecular function (GO): sodium:proton antiporter activity
Source: RefSeq, a predicted model, not a curated record